Messenger RNA from Saccostrea echinata, 1129 nucleotides. Its product is annotated as alpha-2B adrenergic receptor-like. The coding region runs from base 1 to 1125 and encodes 374 amino acids. Gene Ontology annotation, cellular component: membrane. The record is from RefSeq and is a predicted model, not a curated record. Gene Ontology annotation, molecular function: G protein-coupled receptor activity. NCBI's taxonomy places the organism in Eukaryota, Metazoa, Mollusca, Bivalvia, Ostreida, Ostreidae. The transcript has 2 exons. Gene Ontology annotation, biological process: adenylate cyclase-activating adrenergic receptor signaling pathway.
AUGAAUCAGUCAUCGUCUCCGAAUACCGACGAAACCAAUGUCCAUUGGAGUAAAAUCGUCCUUGGCGUUUUCCUUUAUUUAAUUGUCCUGGUUACUAUUUUUGGCAACAUCCUCGUGUUGGUCGCCGUCAAAAGUAACAAACGUCUACAGACGGUGUUUAACUUUUACGUAGUAAAUUUGGCUUUGACGGAUGUUUCAGUAGCUGUCACAGCUAUGAGUUUCUACACAUUGGACAAUAUACUGGGUUACUGGCCCUUUGGUAGGAUCAUGUGUGGUGUUUGGAUCUUUUUUGAUUAUGGGAUGACUUUCGCGUCCGUCUUCACGCUGUGUAUUAUUUCCAUUGACCGGUUUUGGGCAGUGAAUUGGCCGAUACAUUAUAAAUCACACCAUAACAAAAAGAAGGCUCUUGGAAUGAUUUGUGGUGUGUGGUUGUUUACAUUAAUGGUAUGGUUACCUCCAUGUAUAAUGGACCGUGUACAGAACUAUAUAACUGACGAUACCUGUAUUUGGGACCCUGCCUUAAACCAAGAAAUGGUAAUCGUAAUAGGUGUCGUAGGUCACCACGGUUCCUUCUUCUUGCUGUUUGGCUGUUAUCUCCGGGUUUUGUUUGUAGUACGACGGCAAAGGAAAAUUAUCUCGGCGGAAACAACGGUAGAUUUGUCGAAUUCAAAUGUAAGUCGUAAAAAUCAAGCCACGAAUUGUACAGUGAGUGAAUCAGAUGACAUUCCUUCUGUGUCUGUAGUCUGCAAAACAGACAAUAAUCAUCUCAAAAUUCCUAAUUUGGAAAAAGUAAACUCGACAAAUUCAGAAUCAAGAAGCACUAACAAUAACCAUCAAACAGCUCGAAAUCAAACCAACGACACAAAAGCCUCUAAAGCCAUCAAAGAUUCUCGAGUAUUUAUAACCUUGACCUACAUCAUCGUUGGAUACAUCAUUUGCUGGGUACCAUUUCAUGUUGUCUAUGACGUCACAGCAAUACGCCCAGAUCUAGUGUCAGACACGAUAUACUCAAUAACAUUCUGGUUGACCUACAUAAACUCUACUUUGAAUCCUUUUCUGUAUAAUUUUGGUAGUCCAGAAUUCCGAUCAGCUUUUCGUGAAAUACUGCGUGGAAGACAUCUAUAAUUAA